AUGGGUUCAGCCUUUAAGAAGUUCUGCAUGCAUUUCUGCUGCUGCUGCUGCGUUGGUGAUGACGACAAUGAAGAUGAGAAGCAACCUUUAGUACCUCAGGAUCCUUUAGAGUAUUUUAACCGUGAAGUUCAGAAACGACGUGAUGAGGAGGCCAAUUUGUGGAGUACGCCAGGAGACCCCAGCCACUCAGAGAGAGAUGAUGACCGGGUCCUUUACAGCCUGCUGCAGGCCAGGAACAAGACCCGAAUGGGAUCCACGGGUUAUCGCCGUCUAAGUGUGGACAUCGAGGCCAUGAGAGAUACUCGUCGAGAAGUUAGAGACAAAUGGAAAACAGUCUUGGAGAAUUUAGGAUUCAUGGCGGAGGCAGACUCCUUGUUGACUGUGUCUGCUGGAGCCUCACAUGACCGUAUGCGCAAUGCUGCAGCAGCACGCGCCAUGCUUCAGACCCUUCACACUGAGACCUCCAUCUUCUCCACCAGAGAGCCCCCACCAGAGAGAUAUCUCUUCAUCCUGGAUCGCCUCCUGUACCUAGAUAUAGCUGAAGACUUUCUGGCAAAGGCAAAGCGCUUUUAUCCUCCAAAGGAGGAUUCUGACGAGGAGGUCCCAGGCCUUGCCAUAAACUUGCCUCUACUGCUGGCCAGGGUGGAACAAGCCAUGAACGGACGAGACGAAGAAGAAGACGAUGAGAGCCAGAGCGAGAGAGAAGAUGGAAACUUCAGUGACAGAUCUUAA
Messenger RNA from Cheilinus undulatus (humphead wrasse), 732 nucleotides. RefSeq names its product melanoregulin (gene mreg). Gene Ontology annotation, cellular component: melanosome. Gene Ontology annotation, biological process: melanosome transport. NCBI's taxonomy places the organism in Eukaryota, Metazoa, Chordata, Actinopteri, Labriformes, Labridae. The coding region runs from base 1 to 732 and encodes 243 amino acids. The record is from RefSeq and is a predicted model, not a curated record. The transcript is spliced from 5 exons.